CAUCGACGAGCGUCGCCGGACGACAACGAGCGGCAGGUGUACUAAACAUAAAACAGAAAUUAAGAAAUCAAGUUAACUUAUUACUCAGACAGCUUCUGGGGAAGGCGCGUGCGUGCACUAUAAAGUUUUUCCAAGUAAAAUGCAAAUAUUAUUGUCAACAAAAUUUGAACACACUGCUGAGCAGUUGGAGAAAAUACAGCAACUGCGCGACUUAGUGGAAACCUCAAAUGAACUCGAGAUCGGCACCGAUGAUGUGUUUCUCUCGAAAUUCCUCAGUUUCGGCGGUUGGGAAGCAAAACGCGCCUAUGACGCAAUUAUUCGGUAUUAUGAUUUUAAGCAGCACAAUCCCGAUUGGCUGGCACAUCACCCGGUGCUUUAUUUUCGAGACCAUAUCUAUCAGACGCUCAGCAAAUACAUAAUGCCCAAGCCGGACAAGGAUGGGCGUGUGAUCUUUGUGUCGAAAACAGUCGAUGCCUUUAAGACAUUCCCCAAUUACAUCUACGAUAUUAUCGAAAUGGAUGAUUUGAUUCUCGAAUCUAUUUUACUUCUACCGCAGGCGCAGAAAUAUGGAAUCACAAUCAUAAGCGAUUUGAGUGGCACCAAUAAACGUUUUUUGCGAUUUGCCUCACCUGCCAUGGCCAAAAUGGUAAAUGCCAAAAAUGAUGUAAUGCCAUUCGUGUCACGCAUCGUUCAUGUCAUGCAGAGGGGCAUGAUUUUGAAUGCCACCACCAAUUUGAUGAUGUCCUUCGCCAGCAAAGAGUUCAAAGAACGAAUACACAUCCACGAUGGCAAGAAUUUCGAUAAGCUGCGCAAUAUGGUGGGUUACGAGAAUUUGCCUGCUGAGUAUGGCGGCCCAAAGGAAAAUGAACUGGACGUGAAUAUUUUGUACGAGCAUUUGUCGAGACACUCCGAAUAUCUUCUGAAACUCCAAAACUACAGAAAGAAAAGUUCCAAUUAAUUUUAAUUAGUUUUUAGUUAGCGAGAUUCCAUUAAAUUUAGAAAGUUUGUGUAACGAAUUAUUAUUUCAAUGAAAAUUAAAAUGUGCAUUUAUAUGUACAUAUGUAUGUGUGUAUGUAAAAAUAUCUGUAAAUGAAUGAAAAUGGUGAUAAAAAUAAAUAAAUACAU
Molecule: messenger RNA, 1125 nt
Organism: Anastrepha ludens (Mexican fruit fly)
Lineage: Eukaryota; Metazoa; Arthropoda; Insecta; Diptera; Tephritidae
Product: retinaldehyde-binding protein 1
Exons: 6
Coding region: 140-958 (272 amino acids)
Cellular component (GO): membrane
Molecular function (GO): phosphatidylinositol bisphosphate binding
Source: RefSeq, a predicted model, not a curated record